GUCAUGUGAUUACAGAUUUCGUGACGUCAGCCCGUCGACCUAGAAUAUUCUCUAGUUCUCAAACUGAUCGCUAAUUUUUAUUGUUGGUAAGUUACUGAUUUUUCAUAUUUAUAUGAUAUCGUCUUCAAUGACUUGUUUAUUUGUUAUUAGGUAUGAUAAAAGCCAUAAAGGCAAUAACAAAUACGGAAAAUUUCGGCCCGAAAGAAAAAGCGAAAGAAAACAAUAUGCCGUCGAUAUGUGACGUCAGCAUAUGGCCCAACACUACCAAGUCAUACAUCUCGGUUCAGGGCCUCUGUGGUGUUCCUGAUGCUCCCCACGCCGCAUGCAAAACGACAGAGGGCAACGGUGUGGGGGUUGAGAGAGCGCCCCCUGUACGCGAGGGUCUUCUAAGCACUCCGCAAUUUCUUCCACCAUCAAAUAUCCUAUUCAAUGUUCAGCUAGUGGAUGGUCGAAAUGUUGAAUGGCAGGCUGUCAUGUUUGAAGGAAAAUUAUUCGUGCACGUUUCGCCAGGAGUUUUACCAGAUGGUUCAAAGGAGAGCUUUGUUAAGAUGUUAGAGUACGCCGAAGACGAACUGGGAGUGAGCCACGUGAUCGUCAGUUUGAAGAAGAAUCGAAAAGAUCGAGCUCUGCUCGUCCAAUGUAUUGGUAGUUUCGAUGAGGAUAACGAUUAUGGAGUUUCUUUUGAAGAUUCUUGUGUAUCACCUGGAACGAUGGAAAAAUAUACAUACCCUCCAAGUCGCUCAACCAAUCAUAAUUUUGGAACUUUUCUGAAAGAAUCAAUAGAAGAAAACAACGAAGAAGACGAAAUGGGUGUUUUUGAGGCCGAUAUGAAUGAAGGGUCAAUACCAUCUAAUCUCACUGCAGCUGAACGACAUUCGCUGUUCGUUUGUUUAGAAGAUAUGAAAGCUGUGGUAAAAAAUUCCAAAAGCCGAGAAGAAUUAAUAAGUCUUGCUAUAGAACACAAUUUCGAUUCAAACGCUGCUUUAAAUUCACUAUUCUCCAAAAAGGCUAAUGCACUGGAACCUCAAAGUGCCGUCCAUGCUGAAAAAAAACCAGCCGUCCAACAAAAUCAACAAGUGAAAAGAAAAACCCUUGCCAAUCUAGCUUGUAAACAAAAUCAAAUGUCCCAAUCAGAAAGUACUAUUAAUGAAUCAAAACAAUCUCUCUCUGUUGAUACUCGAGAACAAUCUCAGUCAUUAUUUUUUAAAAAAAUAGAUAAGAGUCCAGUCCUUAAUCCUUUAGAUAAAAUUACUUCCCAGAGCUGCCCUGAACCAUCUAGUUUUGCUGUAGCAUUAACACAUGAAAAAGCUUUUGGUGCUCCGAAAUUCAGUCAUCAUAAAAGUCGCCUAUAUACACAUCCUUUACACAAUAGCAUUCAGCCUUUUGAUUUUCUUGACCCCUCUCCGGAUGAUAUAGUUCAUCGACAUCAAAAGGCAGCUUUUCGAAAUAAAAACAAUGUUUCAGCUUACCGGACAAAUACAGAGAAAAAAAAGGAAAAUAAACCGAAUAGCAAUCGUCCCCCUGGAAAGAAACAGAGAGGCCCAAACGAUAAAGGAAAUGUUGCAACAGUCUCAUCUACUGACGAAAAUAGAAAAAAAUUAUCACAAAUGUCUUUAGCCUCUGGAGAGUCAGCUUCUCCCAAUCCUCUCCCGAAAAAGACUCAUUUGAGCACACCAAAUAAAUUAAUUUCUCGUAAAUCUCAAGAAAAAGAGAAACUUGAUUUACAAGCUGAAUAUGAAAAACGAAAAUUGUGCUCGAAAGGGAAAGAGGCCCUCAAUAUUAUCGUUUGUGGCCAUGUUGACGCAGGAAAAUCAACGCUAAUGGGACAUUUACUUGUAAAGCUGGGCCAAAUAAGUAGCAAACAGCUACAUAAAAUAAAACAGGAGGCGACAAAGGCCAAUCGGCAAAGUUUUUGGCUCGCUUUCGUAUUAGACGAGCUGGAAGAUGAAAGAGAAAGAGGUGUAACAAUGGAUAUUGCUCGAGCUUCCUUUGAAACAGAUCAUAAAAUAGUAAAUAUCUUAGAUGCCCCUGGCCAUAAAGAUUUUAUUCCCAAAAUGAUCAGUGGUACUGCUCAAGCAGACUCUGCCAUUAUGGCCGUCGAUGCUUCUCCUGGAGAAUUUGAGGCCGGCUAUGAAAGAAGUGGACAAACUCGAGAGCAUGGUAUGCUUUUACGUUCCAUAGGUGUGCAACAAAUUAUCGUUGCCAUAAACAAAAUGGAUAUGGUAAAUUGGAACGAGGAGAGAUUCAACUACAUUCAGCAGACAAUGAAAUCAUUUUUCACAAAAGCAGGCAUAAAAGAAAAAUCUUUAAGCUUUAUACCAGUCUCUGGUUAUCAUGGGUAUAACUUAGCAGAAAGAUACAAUGAUGAAUGUGCGUCUUGGUAUAAGGGUCCAACGUUACUUGAACAAAUUGAUAGCUUUGCGUCGCCCCAGCGAAAGAUAGAUGCACCAUUCAGAAUGACUGUAUCAGAUGCUUUUAAAGGUUCUGGAAGUAACGUUAUGAUAGAAGGAAGAAUUUUCACAGGAGGUGUUCAGCUCCACAAUCGAUUAUUACUUUUACCCAACAACGACGUUGCUGUAGUUAAGGAGAUUCAACUGAACGAUAAAGCCGUACCCUGUGCAUUUGCUGGCGAUUUAGUUAUUUUAGCCUUGUCUGGAAUAGAAUUGAAUGCAGUUUAUAAAGGAAAUGCAUUUUCGUCUCCAGAGAGGCCUAUGAAGUGUACUAAUUGUUUUGAAGGAAGAAUAGUUGUAUUUGCAACAAAAGUUCCCAUUACAAAUGGUUUUACAGUUGAGUUACAUAUUCAAGAAAUGUGUGAACCCGCCAUCAUUAAGAAGCUGUAUAAAAUUGUCAAUCAGUCUUCUGGUGAAACUAUCAAGAAGAAGCCAAGAAUUCUAGUUGCUCAACAAACAGCUGAUGUUUUAAUUGAAAUAAGCCGUAGUGCCCCAAUGGAAGAAUUUAAAGAAGUAUCUGAGCUUGGUCGAUUUACUCUUCGAUCCCAAGGAGAAACCAUCGGGGCCGGUAUUAUUACAAAGUUGUUGGAAAAGCAGAAGAUUUCUUGGUCGUAA
Messenger RNA from Dimorphilus gyrociliatus, 3065 nucleotides. NCBI's taxonomy places the organism in Eukaryota, Metazoa, Annelida, Polychaeta, Dinophilidae. The record is from the annotation of a GenBank genome assembly.